AUGCUGUCCCCUGUGUUCGUAGCUUUGUCGGCUUCUUCUUUUCCUGCUUUCUUCGGAGGCUCACAAUCUUCUGGGCAAUCUUCUCAAGUCAUAGAUGAUAAUGUAUAUCUUACCCCCCCGCAAACGCGAGGGAAACGGACAGCGACGCCUCUACACACAUAUCAACAGCUGACCACCUCUGAAGCAAUACACUGUGCUCAACUAGAUGCCCAGUCAUCUUCUAUUGGCCAAACAGGUACUUUGCAUUUGCUAUUGCUUCCACCCGGAGCUUCAGCCUCUUCGGGUAGUCGAAUUAUGAUACAGAAACCAACUGGCGCCUCGCAAGCUGGAUCUCUGCUACCGUGCCCUUCUUCAUUCUACCCUCCACUUGCCUAUGCUGGUGUCAGUGCCCAAACGAAUGUCAUUGGAGGCGAUACGUGCAAUCUCAAUUUACCAGCACAUUCUUCGUUGAUCUCAACUUGCUUUGAUACUUCUGGCGAAUGCACAGCCACUUGCAAAGAUGGAUUGUAUUCUGGGCAGAAAAUCAGUGAAUCAGGUACUGAUCUUCUGGUAUGCCACAACACUGCUACAAAUAUCUCUGAUCCCGGGUACGCUAUCGCUACUUCUAAAAUAGUUCCUUCCAUAGCUUCUGAAUAUGGUUCGAAUUUCGUUCAUAAUACACAAGCCGGCGGUUGUAAUGCCGUGGCAUCAACCCUACACACGUUGAACCUGCACGAAGCCAUUCCGAUGAGGCGUCCUAUUGGCGAUUCAGGUGGACUCUUAAUGACCAGCCGCUCUAUUUCCGACUGGCCGCCUACUCCGACAUCUUGUCCUCUAAGCUACACAACACCAACGGACACUUAUAGGCUAACGAACUCUAGUCUUAGCCCUUCUAAACGCCAUUUAGAGCCUAGCCCUGGACUUCCUUUAUCCGCUUCUCUCUCACAUCUAACCUCUACUGUCGUCAGUCCGCUCUCCAGUCCUGGAGUCGAUUGUCCAGUUGGCUGUUCGAUUCUCUCACCUAAGCUUCAAUCUCGCCGGACACCUGCUGCACCCCUUACUUGCUUCUCCCAAGCCUCCUCUUCUUCUUCCUCUCCAUCCGUCUCCGUGUUGACCAUCGGGUGUGAAAGUCCGUGCUCCAUUUCACUGACUGCCACUCAGAUGCCGUCCUCUGCUGCGGUCACUACUGCCCAAACUACUUCAUUUACGCCAUCGCUGCCCCAAUCGCCACCCACAGAGCCCAUACUCCCCUUGCCAACCGAUACACUUUCGGUUUUCUCCACAUCUAUAGAUCACACAGUUGUUAGCUGUAUUCAGCCGGCAUUAAGUGAUCUCAACACGACUCUAGUUCCUCUUUCUACCAAUAAAGAGUUCUCGUCAGACAUGGGCUCACUUUAUCAUGACUCUGUUGGCCAUAUCGAUCAUAAUAUCACCUUAAAGCACACGCUACCAGCUUCGCAGCCUCCAGUGGCUUUUUGCAACGACCCCGUGUCCAACCACACUUUUACUCCUAUAAACUUUGGUCCCACCAUCAACAGCGGCCGCAUUGCUAACUCCAUCAACCCAUAUAAUGAAGUUGGCAUGUCGUCCAGUACGAUAUCCUCUCUUUCAACUAACUGUGCCCAAGAGGAUUGUUUAUUGCCAGAUGAGCUGGUGGAUGACGUCUUUGACUGUGAGUAUCUUGGGCUUUGUUUUAAUUCGUAUAUAAAACCAUAUUCUCGUUAA
Molecule: messenger RNA, 1704 nt
Organism: Protopolystoma xenopodis
Lineage: Eukaryota; Metazoa; Platyhelminthes; Monogenea; Polystomatidea; Polystomatidae
Source: the annotation of a GenBank genome assembly